UUUGGUUAUGAGUCACUUUUUAAAGAAUACCUUAAUGGGACAGUCACAGAAGUUUGGAUAGAAGAUCCGUACAUUAGACACACUCAUCAGCUGUAUAAUUUCCUUCGAUUUUGCGAGAUGCUCAUUAAGAAUCCAUGUAAAGUAAAAACCAUUCACCUUCUCACCUCUCUGGAUGAAGGUUGUGGGAGAGUACAGCAAAGUAGUGGCCUGGAAGAAAUAAAACAAUCCCUCAGGAAUCAUGGAGUGCUUUUGGAAAUAGAAUAUUCUUCUUCAGUACAUGACCGAGAAAUUAGGUGUGUGUAUAAUAAUACUUUAAUUUUUAUGUAG
Messenger RNA from Octodon degus (degu), 327 nucleotides. Its product is annotated as MIT domain-containing protein 1-like. Gene Ontology annotation, cellular component: midbody. The annotation marks the transcript as partial. The transcript is spliced from 3 exons. NCBI's taxonomy places the organism in Eukaryota, Metazoa, Chordata, Mammalia, Rodentia, Octodontidae. The record is from RefSeq and is a predicted model, not a curated record. Gene Ontology annotation, biological process: midbody abscission.